Amphimedon queenslandica is the source of this 4770-nucleotide messenger RNA. RefSeq lists its product as uncharacterized. Bases 472 to 4770 code for a protein of 1432 amino acids. The record is from RefSeq and is a predicted model, not a curated record. NCBI's taxonomy places the organism in Eukaryota, Metazoa, Porifera, Demospongiae, Haplosclerida, Niphatidae. The transcript has 8 exons.
UUUUACGCAUUGAUUAUGCAUCAUAUUGUGUUCUUGUUGCCAUUGAUUUACAUUGAUCACACUGUAUCAUUUCACAACAAUUCACCUCUGGAGGGAAGUGAGAGUGACGGCACAUUAAUUUGAAACCACUCUAGUGUGUACGCAUAUUAUCUAUGGUGUGAACGCGAUUAAUGCGCAUUACUUUGGCGAGUGUGAAAAGGCCUUAGAACAUUCUUCUUGAUUUUGACUUACUUUCAUUUCAAAGUCAGUUUUAUACCUUUCCUUUUAGUGAUUGUAGGCAAACUUCAGGGUUAUCUCUACGCGAGACUAGAUUAUCUCUUGGUCAUGCAACUGCUCUCGACAAGACAAAUAACAGACGGAGGAGAGGUAAGAGCAGAAACUCUUGCACUGUCAUAUUCCCCUUGGCUGGCCGGUUGCUUGCAAGUCGACAGGCGUGGCCUGGGACCGACCACUUCUUAAGUGGUUUCCAUCAUGUCUUCCUUAAUGAGCUUUGCUUUACUGUUUCUUUGUAUUUUUGUCUCGUUCAAAUGCUCUGCAAGUAAUGUGGUUAAAAGAGAAACUGAUCGAAUGGCAAUGGCUACUUGCACAAAUGCUUCAGCAUGUUCUGUGACCUGUGGUGGUGGUUGUAUGAUCCAGUAUUGUCGGUGUGAGGAUCAGGCUGGUGCUGCUUUACAACUCUGUGGCAGUCAGCCUUGCUGCAAUAUUGGUGAUUUUCGAAAUGGAAGUAAUCCACUUUCCUGUAUACAAUGUAACAUGCAAGCAUGUCCUGGUGGACCUGCUUCUGUUAAUGAGUUCAUUCCUCAUACAGGGACAUUCACUCUUGUUGAUAGUGUCACUGGAAUGAUAGCUGUCACUACUACCAGGGAUGCUGCUAUGAUUAGUAUCACUAUUCAAGUACCUGACCCAACUGGAUAUUCUACAACCUUUAAUACUACGCGAACAACUACUCAAAUGGGUACUCAGACAUCCUUUAGUGCUUCACAGGGUUUCUCUGCUCCUACUUAUGAAAUUUCUAAUGGGAUGAUAAAGAUCAAUGGUCAGUCAUUGAUAGCAACUGGUUCUUUCUUAGCUGUUAGAACAAUACCUUCCACUGGUAGCUUCAGUUACACGGGAUCAGCAGGUUUCUAUAAGUUAGGAACCGGGUCUGGUGUUGCCACUUUUAGCGGAUACAUGCCCUAUUACUAUAUAUCACCAUUUGGUCACCUUUAUGAGUAUUCUGGUCCAAAAGCAGUUCAAGUCAAAGCAACAGGUAAGGUGUUUGUUAGAUUGAACCAAGUACGGAAUGAACGGCUAAUCAUAACAUCAGAGAAUUCAUACAUUACUGGAGAGUUAAGUAAACAGUCUGGUGCUGCAAUGACCAUAGAGCCAGUUGGAGCUGGAGCAGCUAUAGGUUUCAACUUUAGGGGAACUGGUACUAAUGCUUUUACAAUAACAUCAUCAACUAAUGUCAGGACGGCUGUAUCCCCAACCAGUUAUACUGGUAGCACACUUAUGGUUGGUAGCAUGACUUUUAAUAACAUUGACAAUGUCCUCUUAGCUGGGGAAGGCUUUGAACAGUACAGAUCUGCCAGCAAUGAAGCAACUGCUUUUGUAUCCUACGACUCCUUCUUCAUCAAUGCUCAUAAUGCUGUCUUCUCAACAAGCUCAAAGGUAACUGCUAUGAUUCAAGAGGGUCAAAUGUUUCUAGCUGGAGGUGGAACAUCUCAAGCUGCUUAUACAGUCGAAGGUAAUAGAGUGAAGUAUGGUGGUGUCACUGUAUUCACCAUUAACUCUGGUUUUACAGAGUCUGAUAUUGCUGGACCUGUACUGUUAUCAUAUAAUGGUCAGGCCUUGUCAGGCAGUGCAAAUAAUACUGGUAUUGAAUCUUUUGCUUAUAAUGUUGGAAAUACUAAUGGUAUAGCAUUUAAUGGAGAUGCAACAGUGUCUUCUGGUCCUGAUAUUAAUGUCCGACUAUACGUAUCUGGGUCUGAGGCCUUUGCUACCAGUUCACAAUCAUUAAAUGACAACAUUACAGCAGCAACAAUGCCUAGAACCAUAACUGGAUUAAGAGCUAUGUACACCACAGUCCUUGAAUCAGGUAAUACUGGAAUACUUCAAUUGAAUGGGCAGAAUGUAGUUGAAUUCACUGGAUCAGCAAUGAGCGUGACACUGAAUGAUGGAGAUGCUGUUAGCUACAGUGGGGGAACUAUUAGUUUUACUCCUUGUAAUUCACGUGGCCCAUUCACUGGUAUAUCCAUGUUUACUUAUGCUCCUAAUGGUCAGAAUAUAGUACAGUAUAAUCCUAUAGCUUCUAAAACCUUUAAUGUUGACUCAAGUUACCAAAUAGUCGUUGAUAGUAAUGGUAACACACUCCUAACUAAUGAUGGUAUGGUCAAAGGAUUACUAUCCAACCCACAAUUUGGAGUGACUUUUAGCAACAGGGACGCCCAAGGUAACUUUUUCCUAAUGAUAAGAUGCAGCAGUAUUGAGAGGAUGGGUAGGAACACAGCACGUCAUGAGGUACCCACUGGGGGCACUGUAAGAUUAUUGGGAACCUCCUUUGGUGGCAUCAUGAAUGGCAACGCCAUAUUCCUUGGAGUGACAGCAAGCCUUGUACAAACUUAUUACUCCAAUGAAACUAUCCCAACCACUGUAUCAGGGACACCACCUUAUAAUCAAACUGCCAUGACUAUAUUUUACGUCUACAUAACUGGAGAUCCUGGAGCUACUGCUACAGUUUUCAUUACUGAUAGAGCUACACUUGAUGCUGCUAUUAAUAGUGAGUUAUUAAGACCAGUGGCAACAUCUACUCCUGAUCCUGCUAUACCUGGACCAGGAACCACUGCACCACCACCUGUGACCACUAGCGGUAUAACGGUAGUCAUUAGAAAUGAUGAAAUGGGUAAUCCUAUAGUACGGGCCAUGAACCGUAACACUGGUAGUGAUACUAAUAUAAUAUCAUUGACUGGUGGUUCACAGCUUAACAUUAGCACUGGUCAAACUAUUGAAUAUAAACAUCCUAACCUAUCUAUAGUUAAACCAGGUGGAAUUAGACAGAGAUUGAGUGGCAAUAUUUUUGAGUGUAUUUACUUUCGUGAUGGAGAUUUACAAUCUUUUUUUCAAAAUGCUACAACAACUGCAAGUAGAGAUGGCCUACUGGUGGCUAGUGAAAUAUCAGGAACUGCUUUCUUCACUGAUGACUCUGAAACCAUUGACACAAUUAGAUCUGCUAAUCCUCCUACUACUUUUAGUGGUGGAGUCAUUAUAAUUGAUGGUAACCCGGUCCUUACAAUAGGAGGAUCAGUGACUAAUCCUAUUACUGAGAACACCACUCUAUCAGUCAGUUCAGUACAAAGUGUUAGGUUUAGUAACUCAAGGUAUUCCGUUAUCAAUCAGGAUGGAUCUACUGCUUUCAGAUCAAAGAAUCAAAUGUUUAACACAUUGAUUCAGUAUCAAUCUAACUCAGAUCAAGUUAAUGUUUUAUCUCUAACAAGUACAGAAGUAGCUUUUCAAGGACCACAGACAAUAUCUGUCAGUUCAGACAGAAUCAUUGUUAGCAAUCGUCCUGAGAUUAAUAAUGCUAUUGAUGCAGUUAUAUCACCUCCAUCACAAACAGUAGGGACUAGAGUGGACAGUAACAAUAACACAAUUUUGGUUAUUGGUGGGCGGGAUAUACUACCAAUGAAUAAUGCAUUGGUACGUCGUGUUCAAAGUUAUGAGUUUAUUAGUUACAACAACUCUUUGAUCAAUGUCACUAAUGCUAUUACUGAUAAAAUGAGUGGAUCUAUGAUACCAGCAAAUGUGUUCACCACAUAUACUCCAAAUGAUGAUGAGCCAAUUUCAUUUAAUGAAUCUGCUUCUUCGAUGCCAUUUGGAUUCGGCUACUUGUACUACACUCCCAUUAAUGAUUCCUUCUUUGUCAGUAGGCCUGAUGUUGCGUCCACUAUAUUCUCAAUAUUUAAUGUUACUAGUACUUUACCUCCUCCACCUGCUACGAUGACUCCAAUACCUGAGGAACCUAUAUCCCCAGGUAAUCCUGACACAGCUUUUGUUCUUAAUUCUGAUGGAUCAUCCUGGGUCCCUUAUGCUUACACGCCAUGUUCUCGUACUUGUGGUGGUGGUAUUAGGGUGAGACAGUUAAAGUGUCAAACACCAGCUGGUGAUCAUGUAAGAACAUGUACUCAACCUACGGAGCCUACCUCCACUGACAUACCUCCAUCAAUCAAAGUGUGCAGCCUACAGGAUUGCAACAAUCCUAAUACAAUCCUUAACGUCCCAGCCCCUGAUGUGAGUGAAGUCAAUAUGACUAUUACUGGUGUACCAGGCAGUGCCAUAUAUGGGCGUGGUAUAUAUUACAUAACCUCUAGUGCUUCUGAUGACACCUACAUGAUAACAUUUAACAGCCACUGUAUGAAGACAGGAUCCACGUAUAAAAUUGUACAGGAGAGGGUAAAUGGAGCUUUAGUGACCAACAAUAACAUUAAUCUUGAGACCAAUUUUGUUGAUAGGAUACUCAACUCCACUAUUACUGACUUUACUGUCAACUAUAAUUACAAUGGAAUGAUGUUCCCCGUGACAGUUAUUAGGAGUGAUGGGUUCCAUGACGAUGAAGUGGUUACCACAAGUGGAUCUGUCUCUUAUAACAAUGGGGUACUAAUAUUUGAUAUGAGGAACCUCUACGGUUUUACCAUGGUUACUAAACUGGAUAGAUUACAGAGUAUAAUGUUUGUUAAUUCAUUCCCGCAGGACGACUUUGCUGAAACAUCUGUUUUGCAGCACCAGUGUGAUUGA